CGCCGGAAGUGGCUUCAAACAGAAGACGAUUCGGGCUGAUUCAUUGUAGCUUUCUGARCGCAGAAACACACAUCUUCCAAACUCAGAGACAGAUUUGACAGCGGAUUUAAAUAUGGACCGACUCUUGAGGCUCGGGGGUGGAAUGCCGGGGCUGGGACAGGGACCCCCCACAGAUGCACCRGCCGUGGACACAGCAGAGCAGGUCUACAUCUCCUCCCUGGCCCUGCUGAAGAUGCUGAAGCACGGCCGAGCCGGCGUGCCGAUGGAGGUCAUGGGGCUGAUGCUGGGCGAGUUCGUGGACGACUACACGGUGCGGGUGAUCGACGUGUUCGCCAUGCCUCAGUCUGGAACGGGAGUCAGUGUGGAGGCCGUGGACCCGGUCUUCCAGGCUAAGAUGUUGGACAUGCUGAAGCAGACUGGAAGACCAGAGAUGGUGGUGGGCUGGUACCACAGCCACCCCGGGUUCGGCUGCUGGCUGUCGGGGGUGGACAUCAACACGCAGCAGAGCUUCGAGGCGCUGUCGGAGCGAGCCGUGGCCGUGGUGGUCGACCCGAUUCAGAGCGUUAAAGGAAAGGUCGUCAUCGAUGCCUUCAGGCUGAUUAACGCCAACAUGAUGGUGUUGGGCCACGAACCGAGGCAGACCACGUCCAACCUGGGYCACCUGAACAAACCCUCCAUCCAGGCUCUGAUUCAUGGACUGAACCGGCACUACUACUCCAUCACCAUCAACUACAGGAAGAACGAGCUGGAGCAGAAGAUGCUGCUGAACCUGCACAAGAAGAGCUGGAUGGAGGGUCUGACCCUGCAGGACUACAGCGAACACUGCAAACUCAACGAGACCAUCGUCAAAGAGAUGCUGGAGCUCGCCAAGAACUACAACAAGGCCGUGGAAGAGGAGGACAAGAUGACUCCGGAGCAGCUCGCCAUCAAGAACGUAGGAAAACAGGAUCCUAAGAGACACCUGGAGGAACACGUGGACGUCUUGAUGACCUCCAACAUCGUUCAGUGCCUAGCGGCCAUGUUGGAUACCGUAGUUUUCCAGUGAUCCUGUUCCUCGUCUGUAUAAUUGUUAAUAUGGCCGCCCUCGUUUCUUUUAUAUAAAAUAAAUGUAUGUAUCAAAUCAA
Messenger RNA from Austrofundulus limnaeus, 1124 nucleotides. It is a transcript of the gene psmd14, whose product is annotated as proteasome 26S subunit, non-ATPase 14. Gene Ontology annotation, molecular function: protein binding; metallopeptidase activity. The record is from RefSeq and is a predicted model, not a curated record. The transcript is spliced from 11 exons. The coding region runs from base 113 to 1045 and encodes 310 amino acids. Lineage: Eukaryota; Metazoa; Chordata; Actinopteri; Cyprinodontiformes; Rivulidae.